AUUCACCUGCGGCACCAUACACAGCCUACUUGUUUUCCCUGUUUUAGUAGCAACAGGUGUUUCCAAGCGUUAAGUUGUUUGAUGGUACUCGCGGAUGUUGGUGUCUUCGCACCCCAUACGUCUCUCCACCCACCCCUCGUGCGAUGGGUUAGUGCAACGUGCGGUGACUUUUGUGCGCAAUUUUUCUGUGAAUACCCAUUAAGAUAAUGAACUUCAACUAUGCCACCGGCAACGCUACUUCUAAGGGAACCGGCGACAUCCUCCCUAACCUCCAUAGUUGAGAGGUCCCAGCGAAGACUCCCCCCAUUUGCUCAAUACGACUUGCGGAUCAACUCAACUCAACUGGACCUCGAACUGAUAUCCUCUCGGCCGGUGACCGACCCCAAAUUAGCAACGGACGAAGGAUUCGAAUCGGACAUCGACACAGUUUCGCUAGUUUCCAGUGAUGACAGUUUUACCUCGGGAAACGUGCGCGAACUAAAAAUUCAAGAGACUGAUAGCGCGAACGGUUCCGCAAGUUCUGAUUCGGACACCGAACCGGUAAUCGCAAAACCAUCCCCUUUACCCGCCACCCCCACGACCGAAAGUCAUAGUCUAGUCAACUGCGUGUGCUACACGGACAUCAAAUUCCCCCACCUCCUAGUGUUUGUGAUCAAAUGCGACGCUCUAGUGUUCAAAUUUGAAAAUCUGACGGCCCUUAAGACCUUCUACUCCAACUUCAGCACGUUUAAGGCGAUCACCAAUCAGAAAACCUACAGCUCGGCCAACACCAAAUUCAACCUCCUGCAAAGGACAGACAGAAAUGGAAUUACCCACAUCGAGAUCACGAAAGGACUGGAAACUCGGCUCAGCCUCCCAAAGGGUCCGGACAACAGCAAAAUAAUUAGCCUAAAUACGCCGGAUUUCAAACCGGCAAACCAUAAUGAAAGUAGACUGUAUCUUAAAAACGCCAAUUUGAGACAGCGCAGUGAAAGUCAUUCGCACCGAUCGCCUUCGAUAGAGAACAUUUUAAGUACACAAUCACUUUCGAACACCAACAGCUUAAAGAAAGUCUGGAAGUCCGCCGAGGAUCUUCUGGGCGAGGCGCCCAAGCGACCCGAACGCAGGCGUAAGAAGCAACGGGCACCGGACCCUCCCAAACCCGCCGUGCUCCCCUGCCAACUCGUGCGCGUCGACGUCAAACAGUCGCGCUUCCAGGCGCUAACGCAGAAAAUCCUCCCGAUGUACCCGGCGAAAAAGGCGCCGGAGUGGACCUACUCGGUGCCGAGGUUCCUGCGGCGACCGCGAAGUCAGAGCGAGACGCGCAAUAUCACCUCCCUCGACUACGGUUACGUCGACUUCACCUACAAGACGGAGGCCGUCUCGAAUCGCCUCUUCGGGAUGUCGUCCAAAUUGAAAGACUUCGGCAGUAAGACGAUCGGUCGCAAUUACGAUUGGGAGGAGACGCGCAGGGGUAGCCUCGGAGGGCUCGGCUACGCCAACGGGGGUAGUUUAAAGAGUGUGAUUAAGAAGGACGAUAAUAAACGGAAGAGUAUCGAGAAGAAGGUGACAUUCAGUGCUUACACUACUGUGCAAGUCGUUUAAGACUGCGGUACAACCUCCUCUAGCAGUUUUGGCUAGAUCCAGGUAUUGUGCACAUUGUUGUUACGUUUCUAAUAUCCAACACCCUGUAUAUAAAAGCUAAAGUGUAUAUACGAUGUAAAUUUUUGAAUAAAUCUUUUUGUUGA
This is a messenger RNA of Photinus pyralis (common eastern firefly), 1727 nucleotides long. RefSeq lists its product as uncharacterized. The record is from RefSeq and is a predicted model, not a curated record. Bases 220 to 1584 code for a protein of 454 amino acids. The transcript has 2 exons. Lineage: Eukaryota; Metazoa; Arthropoda; Insecta; Coleoptera; Lampyridae.